GCGCAUCGUCUCUUGAGUAGUCUGUGUAGGCCUACCAAGUAAAAAGUAAGUCCGAUAACGCGCAACUGCAGCAUAUAUACACGUAUUCGACAGAUGUAUUCCUUAGGUUAAAACCCCUAAAUGUAACGAGGACAUUUUAAACUAGGCCACAUUGUUACUUACUUCCUCCUCCUUCCCCUUCAACGCAUGAAAAAACGAAACUGAACAUUUCUGACAUUCUAUCAUCACUGAGAGGAGAGCGUUGAGCAACUGAGAAGAAAGACGCUUCGACUGACAGAUUUGAAGAAAUGGCAUUUUAUAACCAAGAACCUUUUCAUAAUCCGAGACUCCCUUUCACCGGCACUAUCCAAGGUGGGCUGCAGGAGGGGAAGACGAUCACUAUUACUGGGAAACUUCACCAUGGGGCAGACAGGUUCCAUGUGAAUUUGCAGUGUGGUUCUAGGGCAGGGGCGGACAUUGCCCUUCACUUCAACCCACGAUAUGACAGUCACCCUGGAUAUGUGGUGGCCAACACCUUGCAGCAGUCCAGAUGGGGGACAGAGGAGCGGAAGCAGCAUUCCCCCUUUCAGCAUGGCUCUGGCUUCAGCCUCGUGAUCACCGUCCAGAGGGACGGCUUCCAGUUGAAUGCGAAUGGGAAACAUUUCAUGACCUUUAAGCACCGUAUUCCGUUUGACGCAGUGGACACCAUCUCAGUCGAGGGAAAAGUGGAGGUGACCUCCAUCGCCUUCCAGAACCCUGCACCCACCUUUCCUGCACAGCCAGGAUUCCCUUCUUAUCCGGGAUUCCCUGCGCAACCGGGAUUCCCUGCGCAACCGGGAUUCCCUGCUCAACCGGGAUUUCCUGCUCACCCGGGAUUUCCUGCUCACCCGGGAUUUCCCGCUCACCCGGGAUUUCCCACGCAACUGGGAUUUCCCACGCAGCAACUGGGAUUUCCCACGCAGCAACCGGGAUUUCCCACGCAGCAACCGGGAUUUCCCACGCAACCGGGAUUUCCCACGCAACCGGGAUGUCCAGCUGUUCCAUACAAGAACACGAUCAAUGGUGGACUCUACCCUGGACGCACCAUCAACAUCCAGGGAGUGGUUAACCCCAAUGCAAAUAGGUUUAAUGUUAACCUACUCUGCAACUCUGAGAUUGUGCUGCACUACAACCCCCGAUUUGACGAGACCCUAGUGGUACGCAACAGCAGGCUGAGGGAUCAAUGGGGAAAGGAGGAGCGCUCUGGUGGAAUGCCCUUCCACAGGGGCCAGGCCUUCACGCUGUCUAUUACCUGUGAGGCUCAGUGCUACAAGAUAGUGGUCAAUGGGAAUCAGACGAGCACCUACAAACACCGCCACACCCUCCUCCAGCAGGUCAACGUUCUGGAGGUGAAUGGAGACCUCAGUUUGACCUCCGUGAUGGUUUAGGGCUGUGGGUCACAACUGUGACUCAGCCACUUGUUUAAUUUUGUGGCACCUCUGACCCAAACCACCACACAUCUUUUUGAUCUGUUUUUGCUGCAAUAAAAAUUACAUUCACUUUAUUUCCUUACUGCUUGCAGUGUCUGUUAGACUACCCCUUUGCACAUGUAUUAUUAGUGAGUGCCGUGCCAUUGACUUCAAGGAUGAGAAAUGUGUUCCUGUUUGUUAUAAAUCAAGGUAGAAAGCCAUUAGAAAUCACAUUGUGAUAGAAUGCCAGACCUGACGUUAACUCUCAUGAGACGUACCCUGAGGACAAUGCUUAGUAAUUCCAUAUGUAACCUAGUUUAUCACCAGUGGUCUCUAGACACUUUUUUUAAGUUACAUUAAGUUACAGUAUAUACAGUUAAGUGUGACAAUAUGUUGCGUGAGACUGGCUAUGCCAAAACCCUUGUUCACAAAGUGAACUGCAGUAUGUGUUCAGACAGCAGUGAUUUGCUGACAUGGCUACGCUGAGGUGGUAGGCUGAUUGGUGGUGCUUGUGCUUCCUAUCACUCAGAAGUUAUGUAGCAAGUUAAGAUGACAACAAUGAAUGCCAUGGACGUUUCCCAGUUGCUUUGAAUGUUCAAAAUCAUAGUGUAAGAACACUUUUAAAGCCUCAGAGGAUAAGAUUAUCCAGCUUUCAAAACAAGUCCUUUUUGGCAAGCCACAUCAGUCAAGCUAACUAGGUAGCUGUUUUGCUUUCUACCACAUUCACUAAUUUGUUUGUAAACAAUUAAGAACUAGUUCGACGUGUUCUUGUCAAACUGUCAACAGAGUAGCUAGACGGCAACAAUAUAUGCCAAAUAACACUUGAGGGCAAAUAAAUCAGAUUUGAUUGUUCAGACACAGGUCGCAUGGCCAGGAAUCAGAUUGUAUGUGGCUUGAAAUAUCUGAUUCCAUGUGCUUUUUGGCUGUUCAGGCUGCAGGAAAAAGAACCGACUCGAAUAUGCAAAAAUAAAGUAUUUGAGUCACUUCAAACUGCCUAUAUGAACAAGGCAUAAAUAAAAAUAAACAUGUUUUAAG
Messenger RNA from Oncorhynchus mykiss (rainbow trout), 2462 nucleotides. Its product is annotated as galectin-9B. Gene Ontology annotation, biological process: negative regulation of type II interferon production; positive regulation of gene expression; negative regulation of CD4-positive, alpha-beta T cell proliferation. Lineage: Eukaryota; Metazoa; Chordata; Actinopteri; Salmoniformes; Salmonidae. Gene Ontology annotation, molecular function: carbohydrate binding; galactoside binding. Gene Ontology annotation, cellular component: nucleus; cytosol. The record is from RefSeq and is a predicted model, not a curated record.